AUGUCUGGUAUAGGCGAGGUCCUUGCCAUUGUUAGUUGUGUCGCCGGACUCAUCCAAGCCUACGAUGCUGGGAGUCGCAUAGUGCGGCAGAUCAAAGCCAGGCGACAAGCUCAUGGAGCACUUCCUCCAUCCGAUCUCCUCGAGCAGUCUAUCGAUAAAGGAAGGAAGGAGAUCCAGAAACUGGUCGAGGAUGGGAGGCAGCGCUUUGGCCCGAGUUUCGAAGAAGGCGACACCACCGCACAGCUAGCCCUAUACAAGAUCACAAUUGCAACCCAGCAAGCUCUUUUAGAUGGUCUGACCCAAGCCCGAGAUGACGAUGGAAUCAUUGAUUUUGAUUACUGCAUCGACACCUCCGAUAAGGGUCGCAACGAAGCUCUCCUCGCCCUACAUCAACUCUUUCAACGCAAACUCGAGGAAGAGAUGGAUCGAAAGAGAUCUAACCCUGCCCGACCAUCACAAGCUCCAGUCUCAGCCCAUGCUCCAGGACCCUAUUCUUCACCCCCUUCGUAUCAGCAUGCGUCACUCCACAAAGAAGUCGAAGGCUUUGACCCAGCCCAAAAAGAAGAGGAACAGCCUCCUUCACCCUUACCCAAGAUCAAGAAGUCGCGGACAUUUGGUCAAGCUGUCUUUCGACGAAAGUCAAGCAAUACUCAAGAUAAUUAUCCGCCAAAAAGGGAUGGACCCAGGUCUGAUAAGCUGGCCGAUGUGUCUCCCGGAUUAUCCGAGCAGGAAAUGAAACCAUCGGUCAAUCGUCGAAAUAAAACAACCUCGAUGCUCUCAAAUGCCACCUGGUCUAGCACUUCUACCGACUCGACUGUAGUUCGACCAGGAUCAAUUGCUAGAUCCAACACUUCCGCUUCUUCUAUCACCAUGGUCUCACGUCGUGAUACCACGUUUUCAACCAUGUCUAGGAUGUCGUCAAGGUCCGGCAUGUCUGCCGUUUCAUCCAUGUCCAAUAUGUCCAUCUCGCCCAUCACAAAAUAUGGUGCUUGUUGCAAAUAUGCCUACGAACUCCGAGAGGGCAAUAUCAAAAAGGGCCUAAUGCUACAAAUGGCAGGCUUUUAUGGCGGGCAUGCGUUUUAUAGCUGUCCCAGUACCAAAUGCGAGUAUCAAGGCCCAGCUGCCCAGGAUAAGAAAGGAUACAAGAUUGAUCACAGAGUGUUCAACACUCCCCAGGGAAUCAAAUAUCGUUGGCUCAUUCUUGCCAAGUCACAUGUUCCGCAACGAGAUUCUCAAUAUCCAUCCUUUCGGUGCCUGGUUUGUGUCCUUUCGAAGGACGAUUCAGCCAUCUAUGAUGGUAAAGAAUCUUUGUUUGCACACCUGGCAGAUCAUCAGGGUGCAUUUCUAGGCGAAACUUUAAUUGGAGGCCAACUAAUUUUUGACAACCACGGGGCGAGAUUAUGUCAAGACUCGGAAUUCGAUAUCAAAUUCCCAGAGCUGGCGCCAAUCGAGCCAGUGCAAGAACAAGGGGUUGCAGUAGUUGUGUCUGCCACAUUGCCAUUGGAAACUCGUCACUUUGACCCACACCUACCAGUUAAGACAUCAAGUACGACCCCAUAUCCGUACGAGUCUGAUGACAACCCUUGGGUC
This is a messenger RNA of Exophiala aquamarina CBS 119918, 1590 nucleotides long. RefSeq lists its product as uncharacterized. Lineage: Eukaryota; Fungi; Ascomycota; Eurotiomycetes; Chaetothyriales; Herpotrichiellaceae. The record is from RefSeq and is a predicted model, not a curated record. The transcript is spliced from 2 exons. The annotation marks the transcript as partial.